Messenger RNA from Engraulis encrasicolus (European anchovy), 3897 nucleotides. Its product is annotated as leucine-rich repeat-containing protein 14. Gene Ontology annotation, cellular component: cytoplasm. Lineage: Eukaryota; Metazoa; Chordata; Actinopteri; Clupeiformes; Engraulidae. Gene Ontology annotation, molecular function: protein binding. The record is from RefSeq and is a predicted model, not a curated record. Bases 548 to 2254 code for a protein of 568 amino acids. The transcript has 5 exons.
AAUAAGCUCUUUUUGGCGGAUAGAUGUCACUUUCCAGUCUGCGUGGUUGGAUUUGCUGGACCUGACGAAGAAAUACAUUCCUCUGCUCUGCGACAAUCGACAAUCGACGCACUUUAUUGGCGUCAUCAUUAAGCAUCAUCGGAAAGUAGCACACACAGGAUACUGCAGCUGCGUUUUGUGAUUAGUUAAAGACUCUAGUAUAAUUGUAAUUAAUUUGUUAUAAUCGUAAGAUCGUCUGUUUAACGUUACGUUUUAACAGAACAGAUAGCGUACCGGUUUCAUUGAACCUUAUGUCGGAUCCACAGCUGCAGCAUUUGAUGAUCUUGCUUAUAUUAGGCAUUAGCUAGUCGCGAUGGCUUGUUUCUUCAUAAAAUACUUAUUUUAGUUUUAUAGUGUAACUACACCGGUUCAGAUUUCCGUCAGCUUCUGACUCUGGCGCUGUAUGAUAGUGUUAGCUCGUUAAACUUGUGUGAUGGGCAUCAUCACCAGUGUGGUAGUUAGCUAGCCAGCUAAAACAGCGAAGGACCCGUGAAGCCUUUGUGCAACGAUGGUGCUGUCUUUGGUGAGCCUGUGUGCUAAGGAAGUGGUCAGUGACCACAGUUCAUCGCCCCGCUGGCUCGGUAGCGUACCCAGAGAACUGUAUGCGCCGCUUCUCGAAGCAGCAUUCUCCAACUGCCGCCCGCUUGCCAUCGGGGAUUUAGUGCAGAGAUGGCCCGAACGCACCCUGGCAGUGGGGAAGAAAAGAAGACCUGGCCAAACUCCCCCAAAUCGCCUUUGCGUCCAAGCCUUGUUGUUGGCCGUCGUCAGAGGACUGGCAGAGAGAAGGUGUGCCCUGCAAGUUCUGGACCUGUCCGGGCUGCAGUCGGAGGACGAGUGCGUGGAGGACUCCAUGGGUGGCUGGUCGCUGACGGUGGCCCUGUGCUCCAUGGUGCUGCAGGCUAAGCUGGCGGCCCAGAAAGGGGCGAGGAAGGACGUGGAGCGAGAGAGGAAGCGCAGCCUGGAGAACGAGCGCAACCGGGGAGACAGCGCCUCAAAGAGGGACCGCGGAUCAGGUGGCCUGGAAGUGGAGAUGGGCAUUGAGGCACGAGAGGAGGAGGAGGAGGAGGUGGAGGAAGAGGGGAAGAAGAGAGAGGGAGGGGGAGAGCAGGCGGUGAUGGGUGUGCGGAGGAGAAUGGAGAUGCAGAAAAGAAACGGAGCUGCCGUAGAGCAGGAUGGAGGCGGGAGCAGUGACUGUGAGUCUAACCCCAACCCUGUACUGGUGCACAUCUGCGCUGACCUCUUUGUCAACGCCCGAUCCUGGGAGCGCGUGCGUGGGGCCCUCACCUCGAAAGGGCCCCUGAGCCUCCACUGUCGCUACCUCCGUGUGGAGGAACUACCAGCCCCGUCGGUGGCUGCUCUGCUGUCCCUGCUGCCCAAGCAAGGGCUCCUCGGCCUGGAUAUCCGCUACUCGAGCCUGGGGGUGUCAGGCUUGGCCUUGCUCCUGCCUCUGCUGGCGCCUUUCCCCCACCUGCGCUCGCUGAAGCUGCAUUACUGUAACCUGGACCUGCACAGACUUGUGCCGGGGCAGGAGGGUGCUCUGAAGGACAUGUCGCAGGGUCUGUGCGGGCUGAAGGGACUCCGGGAACUCUGCCUCACGGCCUUGAGGUUACCGGGACACCUGCGCUUGUUGCUGAGUUCCCUGUCCCAGCCACUGGAGGUGCUGGAGCUCCCCUACCUGAGCCUGACACCGGCCGACCUGGCCUACCUGUCCUGCAGCCCCCACGCCUCCUCUCUGCGCCGCCUGGACCUGAGCGAGAACCGCCUGGACGAGUCCUCCCUCCCAUCCCUGCGCCGCCUCUUCUCCCAGGCGUCCCUCUCCCUCUCCCAGCUCUCCCUGUGCGGCUGCGGCCUCUCCGACGGCCUCCUGGGGGCGCUCCUCCCCUCGCUGUCCUGCUGCCGGGCAUUGCGGAGCCUCAGGCUCGCCUUGAACCCUCUCUCCCUGGCGGGGCUGCUGUCGCUGGUCAGGACGGCAGCCGGGAUCCCCUCGCUGCAGCUGCUGCAGUACCCCAACGCGUUGGAGGAGUACGAGGCCGGCCUGCCCCCCGUGCCCUCCAGCGCACAGUUGCUGGACUGGCCCCUGUCGGAGGAGGUGGAGCUGAGGGACGCCAUCUUGUUUCAGCUGGAGGAGCUGGUGAGGCAGAGCGGGCGGGCCAGAGACCUCAUGCUCACCUCGGACCUGUUUAACUUCACCAAAGACCUGGUGGAGGUGGAGUAGAUGGGACCUGUUUGGAGGUCCCGAAUUAAUGCUGUUUGUCUUAGGCUGUCUUGAAGGGAGUUUUAUUUUUUUUAAGUGGACAAGAGCGACUUUGGCAGUCAUGCCCCAAGCAACACAAACACUUACGUUGAUUACAGUGCAGCUGAUCGGUGCACAAGCUGUGCUGAGGAGCGAGCCCCCUGAAGGCCUCAGAGAUGUUCUCAGAAGUGAUCUGAACAACAAGGAACUUAAUACUUCACUGCUUGUUAAGCGUCAAGGCUCAGCCAGGAUGUUGUUUAUUCUGGACAGGAUCUGGCCAUGUUUUUUGAAAUAUCACAUUAUUCUGCUUCAUGUAGACAACAGAGCCUCUAGCGUCAAGGACUUAAGUGCACACAACACACCCUUCGAUGUUUGUCUUGGGGUGAUAUGGGGUAGCUUAUAUCUGGUCUUCAUUGUCUUUUUUUUUUUUUUUUUUAAAUCUCUGAAGCAGCAAACGCUGAAACGGCGUUGUCCUUUCAGAGCCCGCUCACAGAAGAAGUGCCUGACAAUCUCUAAGAACAUUUAUGCACAUUCUUUCUUUAUUUACAGUAAGCAUAUGUUACAAAGCUAUAUAUAAUUACUGUGGAUUACAGUAAGCAUAUAUUAAGACUAUAUAUGAUUACUGUGGAUAGAUAGGCCAUGCUGUUACGGUUAAAUACUGUAACAGUGGUGCUUGUUCGAGUUUAGUCCUCCACUGUAAAGCACAUAGAGGGAAACCGCUCUGCCCUAGACGCAGGUGUCAUGGCCACUAAGCUACAGUGCCAUACACCCGAUACAUGGAGCUGGGAACUUGCUAAGUGUGUCCGUGGCAGUUGCAGCUGACUCCUGCGCAAUAACAACCAGGUGCUGAAAGAACCAAAGCAGCAGUAAAGUAGCUUAACCAGAAUUAGAUGCCCGCCCGCUGGCUGCACAUACACACCAUGUGUUUUAUUUUUGGCCAGGCACAUUGUUUUAGCUCAUAUUUUUUGUCAUCGCAUGUGUCCCGCUGAAACCGUAGUCGCAGGGGGUAUCCUAUUUGUCAUUAUCAAAAGCAGGCUUGUCAAGCAUCGGAUGAAUAGAACUUGCCGCUCAUUGGCUCCUUACGUGUGUGUGUGUGUGUGUGUGUGUGUGUGUGUGUGUGUGUGUGUGUGUGUGUGUGUGUGUGUGUGUGUGUGUGUGUGGUCGGUGUUAUUUGGGCGCCAGGAUCACGUGUCGUACGAGAAGUGAGAAGUUAUCCUGCAAGGUUUCCACUAUACCGGGAAAGCACUUGGAACGGGAAAGCACUUGGGACGGCUAAACAUGUUAUCCUGGAAUCUGAAAUCGUUCAUCAAAAGUGACCUGAAUGUAUUCGACACCUGUGUUUUGUUAAUGACAAUUAUGAUGCUUCAUCUCAUACACUUUUUAUUGUGAACUGCUUUGAAUGACUAUUGGUGUGAUCUGAGUGGUUAAUGUUGUACAAAUGCGAACAAAGAUGUUUUAUAAAACCUUAUCAUCCGCACACCCAGGUCUAUAGUGUAAUGACAUGCAUUAAAUAGUGUGUGCUCCUUGUCAUUCUAAACAAAACAAAUCUGUGUCUGGCCAAGCCCACUCUUUGUUUUGUAUUGACACCAUCUCUAAGAUGCUACGGCACUGUAAUUGACGCUAGA